AUGUUGGGGUACGUCAUAUCGGGACUGGUAUUCUCGCAUUAUUCAGAUAAAUACGGCCGAAGGCCUAUUGUAUGGCUGGGAUUCAUAAUAGAGUUGACGGGCAUAUUGUCGUGUGCCGUCUCACCUAAUAUUUAUUUCUACUUAAUCGGCCGUUUUCUGAUGGGAAUGGUAUUAGAAUGUUGUGGACCUAAGUACAGGUCAGACAUAGCUAUUCUGAGUGGCAUGGGUUGGGUCAUGGGUUACGUUGGGAUACCAGGGCUGGCGUAUUGGCUGCAAGAUUUUAGAUACAUGCAAUUUGCGUCAUUAAUACCAUUGACUAUAAUCAAUGGACAGGUAGACAGAGCGGAAAAGACUCUGAGAAAUGCGUUGAAAAUGAAUGGCAAGUCUGACGAUAAUCUAAAAACACAGUUGUCUGAGCUAUUUGAAUAUCUGCAAACGGACUGGUAG
Oppiella nova is the source of this 447-nucleotide messenger RNA. NCBI's taxonomy places the organism in Eukaryota, Metazoa, Arthropoda, Arachnida, Sarcoptiformes, Oppiidae. The record is from the annotation of a GenBank genome assembly.